Aureobasidium melanogenum CBS 110374 is the source of this 552-nucleotide messenger RNA. RefSeq lists its product as uncharacterized. The annotation marks the transcript as partial. The record is from RefSeq and is a predicted model, not a curated record. NCBI's taxonomy places the organism in Eukaryota, Fungi, Ascomycota, Dothideomycetes, Dothideales, Saccotheciaceae. The transcript has 2 exons.
UUUCUGCAAAACACCAUCAUCCAUACACAUCCAUCACGUAUACCUGCUCCCAAAACAAGUCACAUAUCCAUCAUGACAACCAACCCAAACCUCCUCUUUGCUCUGGAACGCAUCUCCAAAGCGCCUGUCCAGGCUUCGUCCCUUCCUACCACUAUCGCUACUCCACUUGGACCGCACAGAACUCUGGCACGCCCAAAAGAUCCUCGUCAUGGCUGUAUCAACGGCAUCAAAAUUUCCACGUGCAAGAUGUGCGCUGGUCAUGUGCUGAGAGGCAAAGUACCAUGCACCGGAUGCAAAGGUACCGGCUUCGUGGGAGCUAAAUGCACUGCGUGUGCCAUUGGAGCAAUGCUUGCACAACGAGUGCUGAUCAAGGAGGCUGCUGCUGAUGUCCUGGCUGGGAAUGACAAGAGAGCAAAGGACCUUCAGAACAAGACCUCAACUACGAAAACAAUAUCAACGUCGCCAGAGUCUUCAGCGGGAGAAGACACUCGAGCGAAGGAGACAACGGACCAGACUGUAUUAGACGAAGAAGGCGAGAUCUUCGAGGAAUGA